GGGGAGGGGGCGAGCGCGGGGCUCAGCUCCCCCGGGCACAGGCGGCGGCGGUUGAGCUGGGGCAGCACCUGUGCCCCCCCGGCCGGCACCAGCACCGGGCACGACCCCCCCAGCAGAGACCUGGUGCCCGCACGUCCCGGCUGCUGCUCCCAGGAGGGCGAGGGGCCGCGGGGGUUGCAGCCGCCUGCGGGAGCUGUGCCAGCGCUGGCUGGAGCCCCAGCGCCGCAGCAAGGAGCGCAUCCUGGAGCUGGCGGUGCUGGAGCAGUUCCUGGCCAUCCUGCCCCGGGAGAUGCGGAGCUGGGAGCGGGCAUGCAGCGGGAGCCCUGCGCCGAGCCGGUGGUCCUGGCUGAGGGGUUUCAUGUGGGGCAAGAGGAGGAGGAGAAGCUCCCUCCCCUGGCUCUCUCCCAGUCCCUGGUCACUGUAACACAUUUGCCUUGUCCCCAGGUCCCCGUGCAUGUCAAGGUUGAGGAAAUGUCCUCGGACAAGAUGGCGCCCACUGAGGCACUGUGGAAACAUCUCAAAUCCUGCCUGGCACGGCCAGAGCCCUUGAAGGAGGCAGGACAGGAUGAAACCACAGAGCCUCAGGAUGAGCCCCUUUGGGUCCCCAGGAAGGAGCUUCUGCCCCAGCAGGACCCAGAUAGCCUGAAACCAGAGGAGACCUGGGAGUGGUCAGCUCAUGAAGGCUCCUCAGGCUGGUGCCUCAGAGCAGGCCCUUGUCCAGGAGCAGCAGGUGCAGGGACCCCGAGCAGAGCUGAGGAGGAGCUUUGUGCUGAUGGGCCUGGAAACCUGGAACUACAGGGGACUCCCCCAGGGAGACUGGUGGAUAUGGGCUUCCUGAUGCCUGUGCCAAGUCAAAUGGACAAGGGGCAGAGCAGAUCUCCAAGGCAGGGGCAGAGAAUGGAGCUCCGGGAGGCCUUUGAGGAUGUGGCGGUGUACUUCACCCAGAAGGAGUGGGAGUUGCUGGAAGAUGAAGACAAGGAGCUUUACCGGGACCUGAUGCUGAGGAAUUACCAAACCCUAGUUUCCCUGGGAUAUCAAGGUCCCACACCUGGCUUAAUCUGCCGCAUCAAGCAAAGAGAGGUGGAGCUCUGGGUUUGUGAUGAUGAGCACCAUGGGGAAAGUUCAGUGUCUGAAAACCUCUUGCCAGAUUCCUGUGCCUUGAAGGACCCCUGGGACUCGUCAGCAGAGGAAAGCUCCCUAGGCUCAUUGCCUGCAUCCAACUGUUCCCUGGCAGCAGCAGGAGCUGCCUCGAUGCUCCCCAGCUCUUCUCAGCAGUCUCCAAAGGAAGGGCGCUCAGAUCUGGAACCACCACAGACUUCCUCAAGAUCAGGAGGGAGGGACCCUCCAAGUCCUGAGAAGGACUGUUUGCAUAAGAGGCCCACCAGGUCUCGAAACCAGAUGGAAAACAUUUCGUUUAACAAAAUACCAAAUCUUGUUGGAUGUGAGAGUGGAGGAGAGGUGAAGCCCAGCAAGAGCCAGAGUUACAGGGAAGAAUUUGAUAGGCUGAGAAAUAUGAGAAAUCCCAAGAGAAAGAUUCAACAGGGAGAGAGAUUUCAUCUAAACUCUGCCACCAGGGUGGGCCUUAGGGAGAAGCAGGAGCUCACCACCAAGCUCAUGGAGAUGGCCCAGCCCACCCCUGAGUGCAGGGAAACCUUCAGUUGCCCAUCGCAGCACCAGCACAUCCACUCAGGAAGGAAGAGAAUUCAAUGCAUGAAGUGCAAAAAGAGCUUCACCAGCAGGCAAGGCCUGUCCUGUCACCAGUGUGUGCAAAGCGGGGAGCAGCCAUCCCACUGCACCAAGUGUGGGAAGAGCUUCAGCCAGAUGUCCAAGCUGGCCCUGCAUCAGCUCAUCUGCACAGGGGAGAAGCCAUAUCAGUGCUCUGUGUGUGGAAAGAGCUUCACCCUCUCCUCCAGCCUGGCUGAGCACCAGCGCAUCCACACGGGGGAGAAGCCACAUGGGUGCUCUACAUGUGGGAAACAUUUCACGCACUCCUCCAGCCUAAACCACCACCAGCGCAUCCACACAGGGGAGAAGCCUCAUCAGUGCCCUGAGUGUGGGAAGAGCUUCACCCAGGUUUCCCACAUGACCCGGCACCAGCAAAUUCAUAACGGGGAGAAACCACAUCAGUGCCCUGACUGUGGGAAGAGCUUCACCCAAGUCUCCCACCUGGCCCGGCACCAGCAAAUCCACACCGGUGAGAAGUUACACCAGUGCCAUGAAUGUGGGAAGAGCUUCACCCUCUCCUCCCACCUGGCUCGGCACCAGCGCAUCCACACAGGAGAGAAGCUGCAUCAGUGCCAUGAGUGUGGGAAGAACUUCACCCUCCCGUCCCACCUGGCUAGGCACCAGCGCAUGCACACUGGGGAGAAGCCAUAUCAAUGCCCUGAGUGUGGGAAGAGCUUUACUGAAGCCUGCCACCUGGCCCAGCACCAGCGCAUCGAAACAGGGCAAAAGCCACAUCACUGCCUUGAGUGUGGGAAGAGCUUCAUCUGGUCCUCCCACCUGACACGGCACCGACGCAUCCACACAGGGGAGAAGCCAUAUCAGUGCCCUGAGUGUGGAAAGAGCUUCACCCUCUCCUUCCACCUGAUCCGGCACCAGCGCAUCCAUACGGGGGAGAAGCCAUAUCAGUGCUCUGAGUGUGGCAAGAGCUUCAGUGAAACUUCCCGUCUGGCCCAGCAUCAGCGCAUGCACACAGGGGAAAAGCCACAUCGGUGUCCUAAGUGUGGGAAGAGCUUCACCCUCUCCUCCCACCUGACCCGGCACCAGCGCAUCCACACAGAGGAGAAACCGUAUCAGUGCCCUGAGUGUGGGAAGACUUUCACUGAAGCCUCCCACCUGGCCCAGCACCAGCGCAUCCACACAGGGGAGAAGCCACAUCAGUGUCUUGAGUGUGGGAAGAGCUUCCUCUGGGCCUCCCAGCUGGCCCGACACCAACACAUCCACAUGGGGAAGAAAUCGUAUCAGUGCCCUGAGUGUGGGAAGAGCUUUACCCUCUCCUCCCACCUGGUCCGGCACCAGCGCAUCCAUAUCGGGGAGAAGCCAUAUCAGUGCUCUGAGUGUGGGAAGAGCUUCAGUGAAACCUCCCACCUGGCCCAGCACCAGCGCAUCCAUAUCGGGGAGAAGCCAUAUCAGUGCUCUGAGUGUGGGAAGAGCUUCAGUGAAACCUCCCACCUGGCCCAGCACCAGCGCAUGCACACAGGGGAAAAACCACAUCAUUGUCUUGAGUGUGGGAAGAGCUUCCUCUGGGCCUCUCAGCUGGCCCGACACCAGCACGUCCACAUGAGGAAGAAGCCACAUUAGUGCUCAGGAUGAGUGAAGCUUCACUUGUUCCUCCCACCUAGAUCAGCACCAGUGCAUCUGCACCCAGGAGCAGCCAUUAUUCUGCCACAGUGCAAGAUGGACUUGGGUAUGUCUGCAUACUCAACACCCACCAGUGGUUGCAUUCAGGCAAGCAGCUCUGCCCUGGCAGAGUGCAGAAAGAGUUCACCCUGCCCUCAGCCCAUGUAGGGAACUGCAGAGCCCAAAGGACCCAGAGAUUGGGGUGCAAGGUUUUGAUUGGUGGGAGAGGCAAGAAGAAAUACCUGAGGCAGGAGCUAGCCCAGAUGCUGGGAGAACUUCUGAGGUGAUGAUCUUUGCAUUAACCUUGGACUCUAUACAUUCCCCAUCAUUCUCUGCAAGCAGUCAGCUGUCCUGGGGGAGAAGUGCACUGACAGUAGGGUUCCCUCCCAAGACAACUGGCUCCACAUUACACUCAGGGACUGACCUAUACUUCGUCCAAGCUUUGUCCUCCCUGCUAGUCCCAAGGUCCUGGUACGUGAGGCUCUUGAGUUGCAGGGAGCAGAGCAUUAAUGGUUGGCAAAGCAUUCCCUGCUCUUUGCUCUGACCUUGCCUUUCCUCACCACCACACAACCCCUUUCCUAGACCUGCUCAAGUGCUCAUGCCCAUCGGGUGUCUUUUAGCUGCUGUUGCCACUGCUGCUGCCCCCUUAGCCCAGUUUAGUAGGUUUUGCUCUUUAGCCUCUGCCCAGAACUCUGCACUGCCAGGUGCCAGUUGCUUUCCUUGCCCUCCUUUAUUCAUCAUCAUCAUCUCAUUCUCAGUAACAAAUCCCUUGCUACUAAAGCCCCAGAACUGAACUGGUAUCCUUGUGCGGGGUCUCCAUGUUCUCUCCAAAGCUGUGAAAUGGAAAAAACCAGGGGUCCAAACCUUUUCCACACCAGGUAUCUCUAGGAGUCCCAAGCCCUUCCAUUUUGAGAGGAUUCACCACAAUCAAGAGCUUGUUCCUAACACUCGGGAGCAUGAGUUGGUCACACCUGAGGUGUUGCUCCCACAUAGUGCUGUGCAGCAUGGGCCCUAUUUGCCCAGGAGUUAUAGAUUUCUUGACAGAGAAAUAGGAAGAACCUGCACCUCCUUCACCCCACCACCCUUUCUCAUGGAAGUGUGUGGAAAGUAUGCAGCAAACAGGAAGAAAAGCGGCAGGAUGGAGUAGAGGAGUUUGAGCAGGAAAAAACAGAAGCAAAGGUGCUGAAGGAGAUCCCACAACAGAGCCAGGAAGAGAUUUUUGAGGAGUUCCUCUGGUUGGAGAGUUGCUGCAGGAAGGAAAGGAAGAGAAGGAGGGAAAAGUUCAACAGGACACUAGUGCCCUCAGGAGCAGGGAGAGGUGGUGUGGACUCAAGAAGAAAUAGAAGAGGGGAUGGGAUGGCUUCCUGAAAGUGAAACUGGAGAAGUGAAGGAAUGGCAAACACCUGAAAGGGGAAAGAUGGGCAAAAUUAAGGGAGAGGCAGAGAAUCAGAGAUGGGGCAGAAGGAGGGGGAACCAUUCAUGUUCAGGCCCCACAACUAGAAAGUUCAGGCCAUGGGUCCGAGAUGGAAACAAGACAGAGCAUUUGGGUAGAGAAGAGGAAAAUAGCAGAGGGAAACAGUGAUGAAGGCUCCCUUUGCAAAACAGUGGGCAACAGGUAAUCUUGGUCAUUGCAUUGGUUCAUGUCAGGAGUAUUGUGUGAGUAAGUGGGCAGGAGUAGGGGUAUUUUUGGCUCACGUACAAACACGUCAUCUGCCUGUAAAAGUGUGAUCUAUGAAUGACAUCAUAGCAAGUACCCAUCCCAGGGGUGGUCAUGGUGUUCCCUCUUCUUCCAGGACCUCUCCAUUUGAUUUAUCCACCGUGCUUUGAUGUGAUAUAUCUCUGAUGAAAGGACUGGUGCCCCAGGGCUUCCCAAGCCUGGUCUUAUUCUUCUGACUAGAAGUGCUCAUGGUUGUUGCUUUAUGGGCUAAGUCUUGGGCUCCAUCCUCCCCAAUCCCCACUCUCAAGUUUUGCAGGUGAUCUGCUGACAUGUGCUGUUCAUGGGAUGUGAGUGCCCAGCCACAUGCUCUCCCAUCUGGCAGGCCUCGGGCACUGGACCAUCCUGGAUCCUGCCAGGCACUGACCUGUUUCCAUGCCUGGUCCCCCCGGGUGCUCAGUGUUCUCCAUACUAUAUACAGGCCCUCGUGUUCUCUUAUGCCCUUCCCCACCUCCAUGAGCACCACAUUCAGCUCCCACGGCCCUUUCCCUUCCACCUGGUGAACAUCCAGGUCCGCUUUGUCUCUAACGCCCUACAGGACAAGUUGCAAUUUGGCACCACCUGAAAGUUCUUCACCAUCAGCACUGUGAGAAAAAGAGCAAUUCAAUUCCUGAGUGCAACUUUCCAGUUGAAUUGGCUUUUGUGAACAUCGCUUCCUACCCUGGGCCUCUCCUCCCCUCCUCUUGCAGACCAUUUUCCUCCACAAUUGGUUUCUACAGUCUGGAGGUUUUGUAUAGUCCUCCCCAAACUUUCUUUUCUCGUGCCUGUAGUGUAGAAGGCAGUUGACAUCUCCAACCAAUGCAAUGGGUUUGGAUACUAGGAAUCUCGCUGCUACCUUCCUGAGUAUCACACGGUGCACUUCCCUUUCUGCCAGGGGCCAUACAUUUGUUAUCUCAAUCACUGACCCUUUUGCUUCAAAUUCGACCUGUUAAAUCCUCCAUCGCUGCACCUCCACCUUCUUUUAAAUUCCAAGCCAUGGUUCUGUACCAGUGCCACUACCCCAGAUGCUCUGUUUCCAUAAAUGUCUGACCAUGGUGAAGGUCUCUAGGUGCACUGCUUCUCAAGGCUUUCAGAGUGCUCUCAUUGUGACAGGGCAGUUUGGUGCACACCUGUCACACUAAGAGGACAGGCUGUCUAGGGAGCAGCUGAUAGGUGGGGAUGGGGGCUGAUCAGGGAGUCACCUGGGUGGAAGGGGGAUGUCCUUGAGCCACGUAAGCCCAGGGCCUGAACUGGUCAGGGCAAUCUGCCCCCAAGUUGCCAUGAGGCGCUCCUGGCAGCAGGGCUCCUGGUACCACCUGAGCUGGGGUAAGCUGCACACAGGCCUUGGAAGGGGAAGGCCUAGGAGGAGGGGUGCCAGCGGGGCUGCUCUCAAGAGAAGCUGGCCAGGCCUUGGGGCAGAUAGGCCUGGGAGAAGAGGAGUCAGAGGCCCAGUCCCCCAGAGAGCUGCUUAGAAAUGAACUGGUGGUUGAGGAAGGGACUGAAGGGGAGGUGUGGACGUCCCAGUGGGCCCAGCAAGAGGGUGGAGGGCCGGGGAUGCAGAGGCAGAUAGCCAGAGCCUAUUGACAGGUAGAGCACAGGGUCAGGGCAAGCCUUGAAAGGGAUAGGCCUGGGGCCCACGAGCCCUAAAAAGACGAGUCUCUUACUGGAUCUGGUGGGACACCUGAAUGAGGAGAGAGAAAAAAGGAUCUGCGUGACACGUGUACGGUGGACAUGUUGUAAGAGCAGAAAGAUUUGGAAUGACAGAUGGCCCCCCCCGAUCCUUCUAGUUCAGCACCGACAAAAGACUUGGGGGCCAGAUUGGGAAAUGGAGAGGCCAAGGCCUGCUGUGGAGAGGAGGAACCUCAGAGGCAUGUCUUCCGGGAAUGUCAUGUUAUGAAGGGAUGGACGAGAGUGCGACGCCUUCUGGAGACACUAGUGAGAAUAUGGGCUGUGACAAGGGAGGGUGCCGUGGGGCGAGUUCCAGCUACUGGAAGUGUGUGCAAGAAGAGGAUGGAAUCUGAUCAUUUGUUUUAAAGAUGCGAUUUGGAAAUGGAGAGAUUUGAUUGUGCAUAGGCAUGUUGAACCAGCAGUUAAAGACAUUAUGGUGGGGCUGAAUAAAUCAAAGUGGCACUGUGGAAGGGAACAAGAGGAAUGGGGAAAGGGAAAAGCUAGAAACGGGCAGCAAAGGGCCAAGGGUGCGAUUCAUUUGUGCAGUUCUGUUUUCGCCGUGAGUCUUGUGCAAAAUGCGGCAUGUACUGGGUUCGGGGCCUUCUUUUUCUUGUGUGCAGUAUUAGCUGGUACCGUUGGAUGAGUGCUUGUUGGGAUGUUUUGGGAUUUUGUUAUUUUUUGCACUCCCCGUGUGUAAAGAAUACAGUAAGUUAAAUUAGGAUUUAGACGGGGAAAUUGAUAUUUGUUUCUUGGUUUUGUCUGUGGGAGAUAGAUGUUUUAAUGUUAACUAUAAUGGGUUGCUGGAUAUAAUAGAAAGUGUUUGUUGAAAGAAGAGAAAUGUUAUUUUGCUACUAUUACAAAGAAGAAAACAGCAAAUGUAACAGUAA
Molecule: messenger RNA, 7590 nt
Organism: Alligator mississippiensis (American alligator)
Lineage: Eukaryota; Metazoa; Chordata; Crocodylia; Alligatoridae
Product: zinc finger protein 665
Exons: 7
Coding region: 310-3303 (997 amino acids)
Biological process (GO): regulation of immune system process; regulation of cytokine production; negative regulation of transcription by RNA polymerase II
Source: RefSeq, a predicted model, not a curated record